UCUGUUGCUGUUAGUAAUUCACGGUGCAACUAUCAUCAAAAAAUAUCGAAGCCAUUAAUCUUAAAACACUACCGCACUACACUAGUUCGUUGAAUGUAAUGCAACAGAGUCAACCAUGUCAUAUUUCAAAAAAUAUACAAGCACGAAAACUGAGAAAAUUAAUAUUUGGGGUGCAUUCAAACCUUUGUAUUUUAUAUUAACUUUGUUUGGAUUAUUACCGUAUUCACUCAAGUUUCCAAAGGGAUCUGGAGGCGCUAUAAUAAUCCAUAAGUCGAUAUACUUCAACUCACUCUGUUCGGUUUCAAUGAUUUUAAUUCUUUACUCGUUUUUCGUUCUUCACACGCAGCAAGUGUUCGCCUCAACCGAAAACAACACGAUGACUGAAGUUCUAACGACCAAGUUCAACUAUAUGUUGGAAAUGCUCGCUUUCCUAUUAUUUGUUACGAUCAGUUAUUUUUGCGCUUAUAAAAACAGAUUUAAUUACGUGAAAAUAUUGAAUGCUAUAGUUUCAUCGAGUAACAAGUUCGUUGAUUAUAAAGUUAUCCGUCGAUUACAAGUGCAGGUGAAGAUAGUAAUUUUGUGUCUGUUCUUAUUAUUAUUGAUACAAAUUACGACAAAUUUCACAAGACACGACACAGUGAGGAAAAUGAUGCUGGUGACGUCAAGCUUUAUUCUACCACAGAUGAUACAAUUCACACUUAUUAGCUUUUAUUACGUGUUAGUGUUGAUGGUAGCUGGUGUGCUCAAGAACAUUAAUGAACAAAUGAAAAGUUUAUGUAACUACAACCGGGUUAGUGCUGAAUUUAUAAAACUGGAUAAAAGGAUUACAUUGAAUCAGAUAGAAGUUGUUUAUGUUAACAUGUUGGAGAUGAAACGAGAGAUAAAUAGAGCAUUUCAAGCAUCUAUUUUGGCUACUGCGAUCCAAUGUUUCCACUCAAUAGUGAGUGAAUCGCACAUUCUCUACCACGGGCUGGUUGUAGAACAUACUCUGACGACGCACGACGUAUGUAACUGCUCGAUAUGGAUUGUGUGUCAGUUGAUAAAGAUAUAUACUAUAUCGUGUUCAGGGAGCAUGUUGAAAGAGCAGGCGGCAAAAGUCGGACGCAGCUUGCAUAAUAUACACCCAGGGAAAGAUGACGUUAGAUUGUAUUUGGAAGUGCAACAUUUCUCUUCGAUGAUAUUGUACCAGAAUGCGGAAAUGACUGUUUACGAUUUCUUCCCGCUGGAUUCUACCUUCACUUAUAAUGUAGUUUCAGCAGCUGUAAUGUAUAUAGUGAUGCUUGUGCAAUUUGAUACUAACAAGAAGUCUUAAUUCGGAAACGAUAAAAAUCGAACUUUUUAUAUAGCUGGCGCCGACUGCAACUUGAAACAUGUGAACAUCGAAUAUUCUAUAUCUAACUCUAUCGGUCUUACAACAUUACUGGACUGACAGAGGAGGACACAAAGAUACAUAAGUCGUUGUAAUGUCAUAGACAACAUGUUAAGUUUUCCGUCGUUAGAGACGUUUCUUACCAGAGUCCAGACUAUCAGCCUGAUUCAAACUUUAAUAUACGUCAAAUAUUACGUAUGGAUAGAUAUGGAUUGUGUAUAUGUAUAGACAAAGCAGUGUAUGUAACUGUACAUAAUUAGGCAUUAAAAUUAGGCAUUUAAAUGAGCUGAA
Cydia fagiglandana is the source of this 1660-nucleotide messenger RNA. Its product is annotated as gustatory receptor 68a-like. Bases 116 to 1312 code for a protein of 398 amino acids. The record is from RefSeq and is a predicted model, not a curated record. The transcript is spliced from 3 exons. Gene Ontology annotation, cellular component: dendrite; membrane; neuronal cell body. NCBI's taxonomy places the organism in Eukaryota, Metazoa, Arthropoda, Insecta, Lepidoptera, Tortricidae. Gene Ontology annotation, biological process: chemosensory behavior; male courtship behavior; sensory perception of taste.